UUCAAACUAGUAGUAGUUUUUUCCUUGAUUAGGACGGUGCUAACUAUUGUACAAUUAGCACCGUAACCGUUCCUAUUAUAUUACAAUCUAACCGAAAAUCAUAAAUGGACAACAAACACGGAAACACCUAAUUAAUGAGACGGGAUGGUGGAAGCGAGAGGCAUACUAGCGAUGUUUGAGGGAAAGAAAUUCGUCUUUGUCAAGUUAAUUGAGUAGGGUCUUGUGUUGUGUUCGGUUUACUCAUAUAUUUCCUUGAAUAUUAUAGAAAAAGUCUGCACCAGUUUGACUUGGCACUAACACUUUUUUUAGGGUUAAAGACGCAUUUGGUCACUGAGAUUACAAAAUCGGGACAUGUUUAGUCACUAGAAAAAGUUAAUAUCAAAUUUGGUCACUAAAAUUACUAAAACUGGACGCAUUUAGUCACUCGUCGUUAGUCUCCGUCCAACUCCGUUAAUGAAGUCCGUUAAGUGCUGAUGUGGCAAACAGAAUUGCCUAAUCAGCCGGAUAUAACCCAACAAAAAUAAAACCCGACCCGCCACGUCAUUAUAACCCGCCACGUCAAUAAAACCAACCCAUGACCCAACCCUUCUUCCUCCUUCCUCCCACCUCGGCACCUCCCACCUCCUUCUUUCCCCAAAACCGCCGUCGCCGCUCUCCUCCUUCCUCCCACCUCCUCCCGCAAACCUGUUCGACCAAAUUUAUUCUAUCUAGUGGACAAAUUAAUCCCCUGGAGGCUGGAGCAAAAUCCCCCCACUGCGCAUUCCCUCCCUACGACGAAUCCUUCUUCCACAAACCCAUCGGGCGCUGCAGUGACGGCCGCACCAUCGUCGACUUCCUUGCUCAAUAUCUCCACCUUCCUCUCCUCCCGGCUUAUUGAGGAGAUCCUAUGCCCACCGCCAACAACCCCUACUCCCACAGCGCCAACCUCGUCGUCGUCCCCGCCACCGCCUUCGAUUCCAACGAAACAGGAGGAGCCUCCGGUUGUCGAAACUGCUCCCUCUCCGUCCAAAUCAACUGGUUCAAAACCCUAAUCGACUCGCUCCACCCAACCCUACCCAAACGCAGAGCAUACAUGAAAAAAUCCCUAACUCUCCUCGGCGAAAUCGGAGACUUUGAUAGAGCCACUAACGGAAGCAGCAGUAGCAACAAUAUCAUCCGACUGAAGCAUUCAUACUAGUUCGAAUUCGAGCGGUCGGAGAGGAUGCUGGUGACGGAGCCGGCGACGUUAUCGCCGUGGAGAUCUGGAGCAAGCGGUCGUCUCCGUUUGGAUUGUAUCUGUCGAGUUCCAAGCCCAGAUUGUUAUCGUCAUUCAGGUACUACAACAGAUCAGGAAUCAAAUCGGCAAAUCGCCUUCAUAAGACGGAUAUCUGGAGGUGAGGGCGGUUUCUUCCCUCUUUCGGAGCGAUUCUCAGCGCACCACCACGGCGGCGGCGGUUCUUCGAGAUGGAGCAAAUUCAUGACGAGUCCCAUGUUCUUGAGACCAUCGUCGUUGUUCUCGUCGAGCCGGCUGAGGUGUGGGGUUCCAGAAACGCUAAUUUCUCCGGACAAGAAGCAACAGUAAGAGUCCGGUGACAGGUUGGGUCACGGCGGCGGUGGUUUUGGGGAAAGAAGGAGGGAGGUGCCGAGGUGGGAGAAAGGAGGAAGAAGGGGUUGGGUGGGGUUGGGUCAUGAGUUGGUUUCAUGAGGUGGCGGGUUAUAAUGACGUGGCGGGUCGGGUUUUAUUUUUGUUGGGUUAUAUCCGGCUGAUUAGGCAAUUCUGUUUGCCACAUCAGCACUUAACGGACUUCAUUAACGGAGUUGGACGGAGACUAACGGCGAGUGACUAAAUGUGUCCAGUUUUAGUAAUUGUAGUGACCAAAUUUGAUAUUAACUUUUUCUAGUGACUAAACAUGUCCCGAUUUUGUAAUCUCAGUGACUAAAUUUGUCUUUAACCCCUUUUUUUAGGAUGGAAAGUGAGGAGAAAGGAUCCUUGAACCAAAAUGUUGUCCCUUGUUUUUUAAGCUUUAAACCGAAGAAAGAAAUUAUAGGGAAAGUGUACUGUAGGAGGCUACCUCCAUUUCGGAGAGAAAGCUGGGUGGGAAUUGGGGUUUCAUUUUUUCAUAUCUUUUUUUUCCCCCUCAAAAUGUCCUUUUGUUUACCUUCCUAAAUUCAGUGGCGUGGCGUGGCUUCUCCACAAUUCUUUCAAGCGGCACUUCUUUUUUGGUAAGUGGUUUAUGAUGGGUUUGUAAGAUUAAGAAUAUGAAUAUGUUAAUUAGUGAGAUAAUUAGUUAGCCAAUGAGUUUAAUUAGUGAGAUAAACGAGUUAAUAUGUUUUUGAGAAGUAUAGUUAGUAAAUAUUGCUUUUAAUACACGUAUAUGUAUCAGUACAUAUUUUAUCCGUUUAAAACUUUCAUAUCCGUAUUAUUGUCAAACAAUUUCAUUUUUUUCUCAUUUAUUUGAUGGCUCCCGUACGUAUUUUAUCCGUUUAAAAUUUCCAUAAUUAAUUUUAUAUAUUUAUGACUAUUACCGUAAUAUUUAACGUAACAUUAGGUUAAAGAUGAAGUAAAAUACCCGUAUGUAAUUUUAUGGGAGUAAAAAUUAAUGAGAUGCUAAAUCGAGAAAAUUUAUAAUGAACAAAAUUAGAAAUAAAUAAUAAAAUUUGAUUCACUAUUAUAAUUAAUGAAAAUAAUAUCAAUAAGUAAUUAAAUUAUUUACAAUUACAUAACUAUUAAAAUAACAUAAUUAUCACACUUCCCAACAUAUUUUUUCUCUCCUACUUUCCUUUUCACUUUCUUAUCUAAAACAACAUUUUCCUUCUACUCUAAACUUUCUCUCCCUUCCUUUUCCCUCCCUCCAAAUGUUCCUUCCCCUUCAUUUUUCUCUCUUCCUUCGGAAACAGAAUAUAAGACUCCACUGAUCAUUAACUCUAUCAGCAUCAUCAUGCAUGGAACUAAUUAAUUCCAAAUCUCAGU
Linum trigynum is the source of this 2950-nucleotide messenger RNA. Lineage: Eukaryota; Viridiplantae; Streptophyta; Magnoliopsida; Malpighiales; Linaceae. The record is from the annotation of a GenBank genome assembly.